AUGCCAUAUGAGCUGGAAGGAGUCGAUUUAUGGUGGCGUGGACCAUCAUUCCUCAAAAUACCGGAAGACACCUGGUCAGAAGGCGUAAAAUUAGUUCUCGAGGAGUUUGUCCCAGAGUUGAUUGCCAUUACCGCCAUGCCUGUGGUGGUGGAAAGAUUCCGGCUGUUCGACGACUGCAGCGAGUACUACAUCAUGGUCCGAGUUGUCGCACGCAUUAAGCUCGACGAGGCAAGCCAAAAAACCGUGUGGACGGACAACGGCACAAAUUUUGUCGGGGCCGCAAAUCUGUUUCAAGAAUGGGAGAAAUUUUUUAAUCGUCAGGAAAACCAAAACGAGAUUCAGCACUCCCAAGGUAACAGCAUAGAAUGGCGAUUCAAUCCACCAGAGGCACCACACUUCGGCGGUAUAUGGGAGGCUAAUAUUCGGCAGACUAAGGCGCUUCUCGUAAAGCAGACCGGAAGAGCAGCACUCAGUUUCGAAGAGAUGUCGACUGUCCUGGCCCGUAUAGAAGCUGUUCUCAAUUCACGUCCUGUAACACAACUGUCCGAUGAUCCCGAAGACCUGGAACCUCUAACGCCGGGUCAUUUUUUAAUUUUCAGACCGUUAACUGCUGUCGCUCGCCUCGAAGUCAAAGGUCAAAACCAUCCAAGGUCACGUUUCGAUCACAUCACCGCCAUCGUUCAGCAUUUUUGGUCGCGGUUUCAACUAGAGUAUAUAUCUUCGCUACAGGAAAGAUUCAAGUGGCACAAGAAAGUUGCUGUAAAAAUUGGCCAGCUUGUACUAGUGAAGAAGGACAACAUGCCAGUACAGAAGGGGCUUCUUGGUCGAAACACCGAAACAUUUGCUGGUAAGGAUGGAGUCGUUCGUGUCGUUAACAUCAAAACUCAAAAUGGAAUCAUGAAGCGAGCAGUUUCGGAAUUGUGUUUCCUCCCAAUCGAUCCUGAUCAAAGUUUAGAAAGCUGUACCUUUCAACGGGCGGAGGAUCGUACGCAGAUUAGUCUCGAAACAAUAGUGUUGAAACAGCAGUGUCGAAACAACAGUAUCAAAGCAAUAGUGUCGAAACAACAGCGUCGAAACAACAGUGACGAAACAAUAGUACCGAAUAGAACACAACCAGGCAUCAUCAUCAUCGCUGCAUUGUUAAGUGUCAUCAUCGUCGUCUUUGUUGCUGUAUCGAAUCCAUUGGAAAUUGUUAACCGCGGUGUAUCGAAACAAUAG
This is a messenger RNA of Toxorhynchites rutilus septentrionalis, 1218 nucleotides long. RefSeq lists its product as uncharacterized. Gene Ontology annotation, biological process: DNA integration. The record is from RefSeq and is a predicted model, not a curated record. Gene Ontology annotation, molecular function: nucleic acid binding. The transcript is spliced from 3 exons. The coding region runs from base 1 to 1218 and encodes 405 amino acids. NCBI's taxonomy places the organism in Eukaryota, Metazoa, Arthropoda, Insecta, Diptera, Culicidae.